Messenger RNA from Diabrotica balteata, 1317 nucleotides. NCBI's taxonomy places the organism in Eukaryota, Metazoa, Arthropoda, Insecta, Coleoptera, Chrysomelidae. The record is from the annotation of a GenBank genome assembly.
AGUUUUCUGUUUUGUGAUGUAAUUUACUGAUAUGACAAUAUCUCUACAAUGGAAGUUAAACAAGAGGAAUUUAAUGAAAUCUAUCUGAAUGACUUUGAAAUCAAGAAAGAAAAUGAAAUUAAGCUUGAAGUAACAAUAGAAAACCAUGAGAUUGAGGCAGAUUGUUUUAAAAUCGGCAUUAAAGAAGAGUUGUUCAUUGAAGACACUGUGAUUACAGAUAACAAUGAUAUGUGUUUUCUGAAUGACUUAAAUGAAACAGAUAGAGAAAUAGACAAUAAACUUAUUAAACAUGAACCAGACACAAGUAAACCUAAUUCGGUCAUUUGCCACGAAAUUGAGCAGGAUUCACUUAGUGAAGAUAAUGAAAACAUCUGUUUGAAACCGCUUACUAUGGAAAAAACAUAUGAAUGUGAAAUUUGUUCUAACAAGUUUGCAAAAAACCGUUAUUUAGCAAGACAUUUGCGACGCCACAGAGAAGAAAAGCAACAUACGUGCAAUAUUUGCUUGAAAAAAUUUUCAGCAAAAGACGCUUUGUUAAAACACACCCGUCUGCACACCAACAACCGAUUCAAAUGUGAAAUCUGUUGUAAAUUUUUUACAUCGGCCAGUUAUCUUAAAACACACACGCGCACUCAUACCGGGGAAAAACCUUUCAAAUGCAUAAUAUGCGAGAAGGAGUUACUGGACACGCGCAGUCUAAGGAUACAUAUUCGUGGUCACACUGGAGACAAACCUUUUAGAUGCGAGAUAUGCUCUAAAGAAUUUUUGGACGGAGGUUACUUGAAGAGACAUCUACGUCGACACAGUGGAGAAAGACGUUUUAAAUGCGAUAUUUGCUCUAAAGAUUUUAAAGAGUCCGGUACGCUUAGAAUACAUAAACGUAUCCACAAUCGAGCAAAAGCUGUUAAAUGUGAAAUAUGUCUCAAAAAGUUGAUAAAUACAAAUAGUUUAGAAAAGCACAUGCGUUUGCAUAUUAACGGCUAUCCUUUCAAAUGUGAGCUCUGCCCUAAACGUUUCGCUGAAGAUACUUCUUUGAAGAACCAUAUGAACCUCCACUCUGAGGAUAAACGGUUCGCGUGCGAUAUUUGCGGCAAACAAUGUACACAACGUUCCAAUUUGAAACAACACAUGCUUAUUCAUACCAGAGAGAAGCUCUUUAAAUGCGACAUUUGUGGCCACCAAUUUACAGAAAAGAGUAGUUUGAAGAAACAUAUCCAGUUGCACACCUGAGUGAAACAUUUGACGUGCAGACGUUUAUGUAGAUUACUAAGUUUAAUGCACACUUGCAUAAAUAUAAAAUAAAAACGUUUAUUAGUU